AUGAAUGAACCAGUCGACUACGGAGAGGAGGAAGCGAAUGUUCGAUGCAUCGACCUCACAUCCUUGAAGCCAGGAGACAUCUUUUAUGAUCAUUUCUGGCAUGAGCGAUUCUUUGUCAUACCCGAGCAAACCGAAGAGCCUCAAGCAUUUCAGAACGACCGACUCCAUUGCUCUGUUCCGAGCAAAGUUGCAACUGAAGCUGACAAAACUACGUCGAUGAGUUCUGCAACGAGCCCGUCUUCUCCGAGCAUCCAUAGCAAGAAUCCGAUGGCAAAUGACCGGCCCAAACACUGGAGCGAAGAGGAGCAUAGACUUUUCCUGAAAGGACUAGAACUCUUCUGUCAGUUCAAGUCCGUGCCAUACAACGAAGACGGGACCUUGUUCGUCGGACUAGGAACUGGUGUGGCAGAGAAGAUUGCAAAGCUAGUGAGGACACGAUCGCCGUUGCAAGUCAGAUCACAUGCUCAGAAAUACUUCCAAAAGUUGAUCCGCAAUAUGAAACGAGACGCCAAAAAACUGGGGAAAUAA
Messenger RNA from Guillardia theta CCMP2712, 528 nucleotides. RefSeq lists its product as hypothetical. NCBI's taxonomy places the organism in Eukaryota, Cryptophyceae, Pyrenomonadales, Geminigeraceae. The transcript has a single exon. The coding region runs from base 1 to 528 and encodes 175 amino acids. The record is from RefSeq and is a predicted model, not a curated record.